This is a messenger RNA of Myotis brandtii (Brandt's bat), 3390 nucleotides long. It is a transcript of the gene CENPL, whose product is annotated as centromere protein L. The record is from RefSeq and is a predicted model, not a curated record. Bases 471 to 1511 code for a protein of 346 amino acids. NCBI's taxonomy places the organism in Eukaryota, Metazoa, Chordata, Mammalia, Chiroptera, Vespertilionidae. The transcript is spliced from 5 exons.
UUGGAAUUCGCGCCUGGGAGGCUUCCGGCGUCGGGCCGCAGUGUGAGUCGGGAAACGAUUUUAAACGAGGCGGCGGCGGCGAGCGAGUGAAUUGCGGAUUUUCAACGGCGGCUUUUGGCGGCUGGGCUGGCCUUGCCUUGGCACCCGAGAGGCUCCGGUGGAGCGUGCCAGGUGGGACACCCUGUCCCUUGCCUUUCCCCUCCGCGGGCAGAGGCCGACUCGGCAGGAGCGAGGGUCGCAGAGCUGGUGGCCGGGUCCGCGGAGCUGUCCCGCGGGGUGAAGUCGCAGCGCUCCCCCCGGCUUCCAGGGAGCGGAAGUGUCCCCAGUGGGCCGGCCUCGCCCUUAGCCGCCCUUUGGGCGGCUUUUGUACCUCAGGGGAUGUCAGUCUCGGCGACGUGCUGGGCCCAGCUUUGAAGAAUGACUCGUGACGCCGGCGUGGGGGACAGCGUCAUCGCGGCACUUCACUGACCAUGGAUUCUUAUGCUAUCCCAGAAUCGACUCCCAGACGAAGUACAUCCUCAAGGCUUAAAGAUCACUUUAUAGGUGCUACCCCUCUGCAGAAGCGGUUGGAAUCAGUCAGGAAGCUGACUUCAUUUGUCCCGCCUUCACCUCAAAGGAAAAUUCCCCAGUGUUCACAGUUGCAGGAAGAUGUUGAUCCUCAAAAGGUUGCAUUCCUUCUACAUAAGCAAUGGACUCUGUAUAGUUUAACUCCCCUGUAUAAGUUCUCCUACACUAAUCUCAAAGAGUACUCUAAAUUUCUGAGUGCAUUUAUUGUUGCUGAAAAGCAAAAAGGACUUGCUGUGGAAGUGGGCGAAGACUUGAACAUCAAAGUGAUUUUCUCUACUCUCCUGGGAAUGAAAGGAACACAAAGGGACCCUGAUGCAUUUCUCGUCCAGAUUCUGUCAAAAUCUCAAUUGCCAUCUGAGAACAGAGAAGGUAAAGUGUUGUGGACUGGUUGGUUCUGCUGUAUAUUUGGAGACAGUCUUUUGGAGACUGUUUCAGAAGAUUUCACCUGCUUACCCUUAUUCCUUGCAAAUGGAGCAGAGACUAAUACAGCCUUAAUUGGAACCUGGUUUCAGAAAACUUUUGACUGUCAUUUCAGUCCUUUAGCAAUCAAUGCAUUUAAUCUUUCCUGGAUGGCAGCUAUGUGGACUGCAUGCAAAAUGGACCAUUAUGUGGCUACUACUGAGUUUCUUUGGUCUGUACCGUGUAGCCCUCAAAGUCUGGAUAUUUCUUAUGCCAUACAUCCGGAGGAUGCAAAAGCUUUGUGGGACAGUGUCCACAAAGCCCCUGGGGAAGUUACCCAGGAGGAAGUUGACUUGUUCAUGGACUGCCUUUGUUCACAUUUCCAUAGGCAUUUCAAAAUUCACUUAUCAGCCACAAGAUUGGUUCGCGUUUCAACAUCUGUAGCUUCAGCACAUACUAAUGGAAAAAUAAAGAUUCUGUGUCAUAAAUACCUUAUUGGAGUGUUGGCAUAUUUGACAGAACUGGCAAUUUUUCAAAUUGAGUGAGGCCUUGUGGGGAUCAUAAGUCAUGGAUUUUAUACCUUUUUCUCAUUGAUUGAUUAAUUGCUAUGCUGAGAAGGGACUGCAGGAGAAAUGGGCAUCCAUCUCUGCAUCUGUUUCCUCACAGUGCCUUUGGAGGUGCCCGUAGAAGCCAAGAAGGAUCUAGAACAGAAGGUGGUAGGGGAUGAACCACAGCCAGGCACUUCUGUAAUAGUCAUGACUAACAGGGGUGCCAGUCUCUAGAAAAUGCUGAGUUGUUAUUUGUUGGCCAUCUUCCUAAAAAAUAUGUAAUGUUUAGUAUGUCAGACGUUUCGGAUUCAAAUGAGAGAGCUCUAAUAUUCAGUAUUUCUGACUUGGGUCUCUAAAACUUUUAGUUCCUUGUAAGCAUUUUAGACUUGUAUUGAGAGAAUUUCUGUCUUGUAAAGACAUUUUCCUAGCACAAUUUUGCUGUAGAGAACUAGCAAUCAAAAAAUCCUCUGCAAAGGAAACUAAAAAUGAAUAUGGAUUUUUAGAAGCCAUUAAUAUGCUUGUUUUUAAUAUUAUUCAUUUCUUAUUACAGUGUUGAAUUAAAUAUAUUCACUUUUAAAAUGAAGCAGUGUGUUUAUCAAUAUCUUGGUGACAGGUGUUUAAUGUUUGAGGAAUGGGAAGUCAAGGGCUUUUUCUCUAGCACAAAGGUUACAAACCAGCAAUUACGGAGAGCCAUACAGAUUGUACAUUGGAAAGGCAGAGAGUUUCUUCAUUCCCUAAUUUUGCUUAAGCACAGUGCUUGGUAAAUAUCUGUAGAUAAAAUAAAUGAAUUUUAACCAACUCUUCCAUUUUGCAGAUGAAAUGUACUAACUUUUGAGACUUGCCCUAGCAGUUAUAUCUAAAUCUCUUUUUACUAUUGAGCAUAGAAAAGUUUUGUUUUACUUUAGAAACGAUGUUUUUAAAAAUCUUGUCUGGGGGAAAAUAUCUUUAAUAGGCUAUUAUUCUAAAAACAAAAAACAAGCUCUGGAGUGUGGUAUUGUUUUACAUUAGGAACAGAAGAGGUAGUAGAAAAAGCAUGGGCAUUGGAGUCAGACAUUCAUUCAUUCAACUAAUAUUAAGCUCCUACUUUAUACUUAGAAUUGUAUUGGGUAAUAAGAAUAUAGUAGUGAAGACAAAAAAAGGUCCCUACCCUGUGGAAAUUAUAUUCUAAUGGAGGAAGGCAAAAGAUAAUUUCAUAUGGAGAUAAAACCCUAUAAAGAAAAUAAGGCAAUGAGAUGAGAAAAAGGGUGAGUGGGAUGGGCCUACUUUACUUACAAUUGUCGAAGAACGGCUCUCUGAGGAAGUGACAGGGGAGCUGAGUCCUGAGUGAGGAGCAGGAACCAGCCACGUGAAGAUCUGAGGACGAGUGUGCUAGGCAGGUGACACUACAGGAGCAAAGGCCUUGGGACAGGUAAGGGCUCAGUUUGAGGAACAAAGGGAACGUAUGGCUGGAGCACAGUAAGAGUGGAGUAGUGCGAGAUGGAAGUGAAGGGACUAUGCAGCAGAAACUUCUUCCAUGGUGUUAUGACUCCCAACUUUUGGCUGGGCACAUGGCUGCCCAGAAACAGGAAGACAUUUUCCAGCCUUUCUCAGAGGUCUCUUAAGUUCUGACCCCUGUAAGUGGAAGCGUUAUGUAGAGCUUUCAGGAAUCUUCCUUAAAACACAGCAAGCAUGUACCCCUUGCUCUUUUCUUCUUCCAACUUCGCUGCUUGGUACACAUGUAAUGACUGGUACUCUAGCUGCUCUUUUAGGUCACAGGGAUGAGGGUCAGUCCUAAAGACCGGGGAACAUGGCCUGGAAGGAGUUUGUGCCCUGAGGACUUUUAAAAAUAUAUGUAUUUUUAUUGAUUUCAGCCUCCUGCAUGCCCCCUACUGGGGAU